This is a messenger RNA of Castor canadensis (American beaver), 888 nucleotides long. Lineage: Eukaryota; Metazoa; Chordata; Mammalia; Rodentia; Castoridae. The record is from RefSeq and is a predicted model, not a curated record.
AUGCACUGCAAGCUGACCCCCAAAACCCGACACACCGCACGCCUGAGCGACGCCGCUCACAGCCCGAUGGAUGCACCACCCACAGACCUACGCACCACAGGCCUGACUCCCUCCGCCCGCAUCCUGGCGCGCCUCCCGCCUGACCUACGCUGCCUGCAGUCGGACCACCUCCCGCCUGACCCCCGCCUGACCUCUGCCGUAGGACGCACCAGCACGCCUGACCCCCGCCGCCCGAUGCACCUCUCGCCUGACCCCGCUGCUCACAACCUGACCCACCGCACGUCGAUCCCGCCGCCCCCAUCCCGCCCAACGCACUGCCUGACCCCAGAUGCCCGCAGCCCUGUGAACUUCCCACCUGACCCCCGCCGCAGGACGCACCGCACGCCUGACCCCGCCGCCCGAUGCACCACUCGCCUGACCUCGCCAACCAUAACCCCACGCACUGCACGCCUGACCCCCGCCACUAGCAUCCUGACGCACCUCCCGCCUGACCCACGCCGCCUGCAGCCCAACCACCUCCCGCCUGACCCCCGCUGCACCGCUCGCCUGACCGCGUCGCCCACAACACGACGCACCGCACGCCUGACCCCCGCCGCCGGAAACACUGCACGCCUGACCCCUGCCGCGCACAUCCUUAAGUACCUCCCGCCUGACCCCCGCCGCCUGCAGCCCGACCACCUCCCGCCUGACCCCCGCCGCCAGAAGCACCGCAUUCCUGACCUAGCCAGCCGAUUCACCGCUCGCCUGACCCUGCCGCCCACAACCCGACACACCGCACGCCUGAUCCCCGCUGCCCGCAGCACCUCCAGCCUGACCCCCCGCCGCCCACAACCCGAUGCACCUCACGCCCGACCUCGCCGCCCACAACCCGACACACUGCAUGCCUGA